This is a messenger RNA of Arvicanthis niloticus (Nile rat), 3579 nucleotides long. RefSeq names its product BRCA1 interacting DNA helicase 1 (gene Brip1). Gene Ontology annotation, molecular function: hydrolase activity, acting on acid anhydrides, in phosphorus-containing anhydrides; DNA helicase activity; DNA binding. Gene Ontology annotation, biological process: double-strand break repair involved in meiotic recombination; nucleotide-excision repair. The record is from RefSeq and is a predicted model, not a curated record. Lineage: Eukaryota; Metazoa; Chordata; Mammalia; Rodentia; Muridae. Gene Ontology annotation, cellular component: nucleus.
AUGUCCUCAGUGUCAUCUGAAUACACCAUCGGUGGGGUGAAGAUUCACUUUCCCUGUAAAGCUUAUCCAGCACAGCUUGCUAUGAUGAAUUCUAUUGUCAGAGGACUAAACAGUAGCCAACAUUGUUUGUUGGAGAGUCCCACAGGAAGUGGAAAAAGUUUAGCCUUACUUUGUUCUGCAUUAGCAUGGCAACAAUCUCUUAGUGGGAAGCCCGUGAAUGAGGGCCUGAAUAAAAAGCCUGAGACGCCAUCUUCAUGUUGUUGUGCAUGCCAUUCAAAGAAUUUUACCUACAGUGACACAAACUUGGAUACUUCACCUCAUUUCAGUCCAAGUAAACCAUCUUCUGAAGGAAAUGGAGUCUCAUCACCCUGUCGAGACUCUCCUGGAAAAAAUACUCUGGCUGCAAAGUUAUCUGCCAGGAAACAGGCAUCCGUACACAGAGAUGAAGAUGAUGACUUUCAGGUAGAGAAGAAACGAAUCCGACCCUUAGAAACUGCACAGCAGAUCAGAAAACGUCAUUGUUUAGAAAAGGACGUCCACCAUUUAGAUGCACGACUAGCUUCGGAAAAGAGAGUAAAGCCUGAGUCUCCUGUAAGAAAGACAAGCUCUUCUUUCCAAAAUCCUGAUGGCCUUUGUUCCAGGUGCCAUUGUUCUACUAAACAAGGAGACAACGAAGAGUCUGCAAACACUGUUAAGAAAGAUCACGGGGGACAAUCCAAGAGACCUAAAAUUUAUUUUGGGACACGAACACACAAGCAGAUUGCUCAGAUUACUAGAGAGCUCCGUAAGACAGCUUACUCAGGGGUCCCGAUGACUAUUCUUUCCAGCAGGGAUCAUACCUGUGUUCAUCCUGAAGUAGUGGGAAACUUCAACAGAAAUGAAAAGUGCAUGGAAUUGCUGGAUGGAAAACAUGGGAAGUCCUGCUAUUUCUAUCAUGGUGUUCAUAAAAUUAGUAAUCAGCAGACGUUGCAGUAUUUUCCGGGGAUGUCCAAAGCCUGGGACAUAGAAGAACUUGUCAGCCUUGGGAGGAAACUGAAAGCUUGUCCUUACUAUACAGCUCGAGAACUGAUAGAUGAUGCUGACAUAAUUUUUUGUCCCUAUAACUACCUCUUAGACCCACAAAUAAGGGAAAGUAUGGAUAUAAAGCUAAAAGAACAAGUUGUCAUUUUAGAUGAAGCUCAUAACAUUGAAGAGUGUGCUCGGGAAUCAGCAAGCUACAGUGUAACAGAAGUUCAGCUAAGGUUUGCUCGGGAUGAGCUAGAUAGUUUGAUCAACAGUAAUAUAAGGAAGAAAAACCAUGAGCCCCUACGAGAUGUGUGCUAUAACCUCAUCAAUUGGUUAGAAACAAAUUCUGAGCAUCUUGUAGAAAGGAGUUAUGAAUCGUCUUGUAAAAUAUGGAGUGGAAAUGAGAUGCUCUUAAACUUAUACAGAAUGGGUAUCACUGCUGCUACUUUUUCUGGUUUGCAGAGACAUCUCAUAGCUGUUCUUCAAAAAGAAGAAAAAGCCACAUCAAUCUAUGGUAAAGAGGAGUCAAUACAAAUACCUAUUAUUAGUGCGUCAACUCAAAUCAUGCUUAAAGGUCUUUUUAUGGUGCUUGACUAUCUCUUUAGAGAGAAUAGCAGAUUUGCAGAUGAUUAUAAAGUUGCUAUUCAACAGACUUACUCCUGGACAAAUCAGAUUGCUAUUUUUGAUAAAAGUGCUGUCUUGGCUGUACCAAAAAAUAAGAAACAUUCACGACAGAAAAUUGGAGUUAAUGUGCUUAACUUUUGGUGCUUAAAUCCAGCUGUGGCCUUUUCAGAUAUUAAUGACAAAGUACGGACCAUUGUUCUAACAUCAGGAACGCUGUCACCCCUGAAAUCCUUUUCAUCUGAGCUUGGUGUCACAUUUAACAUUCAACUGGAGGCUAAUCAUGUCAUCAGUAACUCCCAGGUUUGGGUUGGUACUGUUGGCUCAGGCCCUAAGGGUCGGAAUCUCUGCGCUACCUUCCAGCACACUGAAACAUUUGAGUUCCAGGACGAAGUGGGAAUGCUUCUGUUAUCUGUGUGCCAGACUGUGAGCCAAGGAAUUCUGUGCUUUUUGCCAUCUUACAAGCUAUUAGAGAAAUUAAAAGAACGUUGGAUUUUUACUGGCUUAUGGCAUAGUUUAGAGUCAGUGAAGACAGUCAUCGCAGAACCCCAAGGAGGAGAGAAAACUGAUUUUGAUGAGUUGCUGCAGGUGUACUAUGAUGCCAUCAAGUUCAAAGGAGAGAAGGAUGGAGCCCUUCUCAUAGCAGUUUGCCGUGGCAAGGUGAGCGAGGGUCUGGAUUUCUCAGAUGAUAAUGCCCGUGCUGUCAUAACCGUAGGGAUUCCUUUCCCAAAUGUGAAGGAUCUUCAGGUGGAACUAAAACGACAGUACAAUGACCACCACUCACAAUUGAAAGGUCUUCUGCCUGGCCGUCAGUGGUAUGAAAUCCAAGCAUACAGAGCCUUGAAUCAGGCUCUAGGCAGGUGUAUUCGACACAAAAAUGACUGGGGAGCUCUUAUUCUAGUGGAUGAUCGUUUCAAUAACAAUCCAAAGCGCUAUAUAUCGGGACUUUCUAAAUGGGUGAGGCAGCAGGUUCAGCACCACUCAACCUUUGCAAGUGCCUUGGAGUCCCUGACUGAGUUCUCUAGAAGACACCAGAAAGUUACUAAUAGAUCCAAAAAGGACGAAAAAUGUAUAAGAGACAAUGAGCCUACUCUGGAAGUGGCCUGUUUGGAGGAUAGCACUAUUCCAAGUGUGUCAGAAGCAAGUCAUCAGUCACCAGAAAACUCUACAGAAGAAACAAAAGUGUGUGUCCAGGAGCUGCAGUAUCCUCAGAUGGCUGCUAAAAACCCCUCAGUACCAAGUCAUGGCGUUUCCAGGAGGAAGAAAAGUGAUCCAGGACUAAGAGAAGAGUCUGUUCAGACAAUAAAAACAGAAAAAAAAGAGAUUUCCCGAUCUUCAAGCCCAAUUUUUGGAAAGCAAACAGAGCCAGUCAACUGGCCUAUCUUUAAUUCUUUGAGACGACAUUUCACUAGUAAAGUAAAAAAUUGCACACCUGGGCUUAAGUCAUCAAAGAACCAUGCCUCUGGUUCUUCCACCUUCAAUAAAACUGCUUUGCCACUCACAAGUAAAUGUGUGUCUUCAAAUGAAACAGCAAACACAUCAUUGGCACCUUGCCCUCAGUCAGAAGUCAUCAUUUCAUCAGUGAAGGUUGACACUACUCCUGCUGAGAACCAUUCCAAACAGAUGUUCUUCUCUGGGAAAGACCCACACCCAGAUACUGAAUUGUCUCUGGAUACUGAAGAAACCAACUGCUCCAGCUCAAGUAAAGCUGAUGAAACAGAAGUGGAUGGCGACUCUGUGUGUUUCUCACCUGAACUUUUUGAUCCUGUCGAUACGGACGAAGAAAACACUGAGCUAGUUGAAACUAAUGGAUCCCGUAAUAAUUCAGAUUGUUCUUCAGCUGAAGAGCCUUUUGAAACUGGAUUUGGGCAGAAGUGAAAGUCGAAGGUUGCAUGGACACAUAGUUGAAUGGAGUCACACCAGUGGAAGAGAGCAGAGCUGACAACUUGUAUA